CCCUACUCACCGCUCACCCACCACCACACCGUCCAACAUGGCCGAGGAAGAAAACACCUACGUUCUCCAGACUACCGGCUUCGACGCCCGAUUCCCCAAUCAGAACCAGACCAAGCACUGCUGGCAGAACUUUGUUGACUACCACAAGUGUGUCAACGCCAAGGGCGAGGAGUUUGCUCCUUGCCAGCAGUUUAAGAAGGCUUACAGGUCGCUUUGCCCCAGUAAGUUUACUAUUCAAUUCACAAGAGGAGAGCGAAGCGUGGAACGCGAGGAGACGCAGGAGACGCGUAAAGCGGGCAGGGGGUCGUGAGAUCGCGGGUCCACGCAGGCGAUCAACGGGGUUUAAGAGCGUUCGACAAAUCAGCGCUGACACUUUUCGCAGACGAGUGGGUCGGCAAGUGGGACGAGCAAAUUGAGGCCGGUACCUUCCCCGCCUCUCUCAAGCCUUAAGCUCCGAGGCUUGGUUCGGUCUUGACGCAUCUUUGGUUCUUCGCUUUCUAGGCACAAUCUUUUAGGGCAUGAAAGCAUGGUAUCAAUGGAGCGAGCGAUAACAAAAGCACAC
Molecule: messenger RNA, 562 nt
Organism: Cryptococcus amylolentus CBS 6039
Lineage: Eukaryota; Fungi; Basidiomycota; Tremellomycetes; Tremellales; Cryptococcaceae
Product: cytochrome c oxidase subunit 6B
Exons: 4
Coding region: 38-310 (90 amino acids)
Cellular component (GO): mitochondrion; respiratory chain complex IV
Source: RefSeq, a predicted model, not a curated record